AUGACGUCGACCAUAAUUAGCAAAGGAAUUAAUAAGCUUUCAUUAAACUCGUUGGGACCACCAACAGAUGAAGAUUUUAUACGUAAUAUAGACUAUGACGAAUUGGAGAAAAAGUUUCAUGUACGUAAAUACUACCCUCAAUUUAUACACAACGAAUUGGCGACGCCAAAUCUUAAGGAAAUGAUAGCCGAUAAGCCCAUCUAUGCCAAGGCGAACGAUCACUUGACCAAGGAGCAGAAACGGGAGCAGAUAAAGGAGCUCAAGCGGGCAUACAUGCGGGAGCAAAAACAAAUUAGAGAACAGGAAAACUUGCAAAGGAAACGGGAACCAGUGGCAAAUAGAUGGUGCAACGGAGCUGCUACACAGAGACGAGCAUCGAGGCCAGAACAGGGCACCGAGGACACGAGGAGACCCCGUCAGAUGCCAUACGAAGACGUGGGGGUGAUGAACGGCCAGGGGCCACAUGAUACCACCCAACACGAGUAUAAGUCGACGAUAGGGAACUUAAAAGGAUACUCACGUCAUCACUCCAAGCAUGAUAUGGGUUUCCGCAACCCAUUUGACUCGAACCAGUCGACAUUGAUCGAGAACGACCCCACUACGAGUGCGGUGAAAACACAUCGCCAGAACUCGAUUGCGGGAAAGUUGAUGAAUUUUAUCAAAGGCCGUCUGGACGACGAAUCGAGUGAUGACAACAAUUUGACGUUGAGCAAGUCGUACGACCAGACGAAGUCGUCGAUGACAACGACCCGCAAGAAACCCAAGCUGCACAGCUUUAAGACGAAGAUUAAUGAGUUGACGAACAAGAAGUAUACUGACAAUCUAGGUAUGUAUUUUUUGAGAAUAUUUUGA
This is a messenger RNA of Debaryomyces hansenii CBS767, 852 nucleotides long. RefSeq names its product DEHA2F08800p. The transcript has a single exon. NCBI's taxonomy places the organism in Eukaryota, Fungi, Ascomycota, Pichiomycetes, Serinales, Debaryomycetaceae. The record is from RefSeq and is a predicted model, not a curated record. The coding region runs from base 1 to 852 and encodes 283 amino acids.